Messenger RNA from Leguminivora glycinivorella, 1239 nucleotides. Its product is annotated as cathepsin B-like. Gene Ontology annotation, biological process: regulation of catalytic activity. The record is from RefSeq and is a predicted model, not a curated record. Gene Ontology annotation, molecular function: cysteine-type endopeptidase activity. The coding region runs from base 42 to 1052 and encodes 336 amino acids. Gene Ontology annotation, cellular component: lysosome. NCBI's taxonomy places the organism in Eukaryota, Metazoa, Arthropoda, Insecta, Lepidoptera, Tortricidae. The transcript has a single exon.
UUCAAAAGAUACUGUCUUGGACCUUUAGAAAAGACAGAAACAUGUCACUGUCGAUCACAGUCGUAACAUUAUUCUUUGUUGCGUUUGCCACAGGAAAGACAUAUCACCCUCUGUCCGAUGAGUUUAUUUCACACAUCAACUCGAAACAAAGCUCCUGGAAAGCUGGCAGAAACUUCCCAAUGGACACUCCUCUUGAGUACAUCCGUGGACUAAUGGGAGCUCUCAAAAAUCCAUCGCCCUCACUCUCCAUCAAGACCCACGACGCAGACUUAAUAGCCGAUCUGCCGGAAAACUUCGAUUCUAGAGAAAAAUGGCCGAAUUGCCCGAGUAUGCAUGACAUCAGAGACCAAGGAUCGUGCGGGAGCUGCUGGGCGUUCGGAGCCGUCGAGGCGAUGACCGACCGAGUCUGCACUUACUCGAACGGCGCCAAACAGUUCCACUUCUCAGCGCAAGACCUGGUCAGCUGCUGCACGGAUUGUGGAUAUGGCUGUCAGGGCGGGUAUCCAGAUAACGCGUGGCAAUACUGGCGGGAUGUGGGUAUUGUAUCCGGCGGACCGUAUAAUUCCAGUCAGGGUUGUCGGCCUUACGAAAUAGCUCCUUGCGAGCACGGCGACGCAGUCGGGCCUCUGCCGAAGUGCAGUCCCGAGCUAGAACCUACUCCUGACUGCGUAGAUAAAUGUGAGGCUGGCUACAACAAGGAGUAUAAACAGGACAAGCGCCGCGCCAAGCAAGUUAAUGUGCUUAAAGGUGAAGACGACAUGAAAGCGGAAAUAUAUAAGGGCGGACCUAUUGAAGCUGCUUUUGAUGUAUACACCGAUUUCAUUCAUUAUAAAAGCGGUGUGUAUUUGCACACGUGGGGAAAAUGCCUCGGUGGGCACGCCAUCAAAGUGCUGGGCUGGGGCGUGGAGGGGGGGAAGAAGUACUGGCUGUGUGCUAACUCGUGGAACAGCGACUGGGGAGACAAAGGCUUCUUCAAAAUCCUGCGAGGAGUGGACCAUUGCGGCAUCGAGAGUGCCGUUGUAGCUGGGGAACCUGACUUAGAAGGGUUUUAGAACUUACGUCAGGCUCUUAUAGUCGGUCAAGCCAUUAGAAAAAGAGGCAAAAAUGGAGGCUGGAAUAUGUGUCGCCCUGUAGAUAAUUAUAAUUACUCGCCUCUUUCUAGUGACAAACUCGUUCGACCGGCUAUAAAAGCCAUCAUGAUCAUUUCAAUAUUCAGUUGAAAUAAAUAAUUCAAAAUGA